GUCUUGUGGUCGAUUCCUCCCAGAGCUUGUGGCUGCUCGCCGCAACUUGCUGCAAUUGUUGCAGUUCUUUAUAUCUGGAUCGAGAGAUGAGGCAUGGAAGCAAGAUGCAACAAAUGGAUGCGAAGAAGGGGAGGGAGGGAUGAUCGUGGAGCUUGGAUUCUGAAACCCAUCUCUUCAUUCCGGAGCAGGACGUGUCCAGCUGCAGCAAGACAUGAAUUUGGGGUUUGAGCGGCGCAUGCGUCCACUCGCGAGAAACGCCGAUGCACGCGCGAGUCUAAAAUAAGGUAACCAGGAUGCUAUAACCACACAGUGCAGCAGGACAGGUUACAAGAAUUGCUGGGAGAGAAAGUUGGCAUAAUUGGUUUCGUGCCCAGCGCCAAUUUGACCUGCUUUCCAGGCGCGGAGAUGUCAUAUUUGGCACUUGUGACGCUGCAGGUCCCUAGAUCCCUGCUGUCGUGUCUGUCCCGCGUCUUUGCAUCCAGGUGCAUUUGGGUUUCAAGGCUCCGGGUUUACACCGGUGCGCGCGAGAGAACUGAUCUCAAGCUCUCCGAGCACUGUUGAUGAUCUAAUCGCAUGAUGGAUCGCUUGGUUUCGUAAACUUCGACUGCGUGUGUGACUGCGACGCAAAGAUUCUCCUGCACACAGUGUUAGCCUGCUAGAUUCUAGAGCCAUUACCCUUCUCGAGUGUUCGGCAUUAGCUUGGUUUCACGAAUAGAGUAGUGUGCAGUUGAUGGUGGUUUGAUCUUGAGGAUACAAUGGGAGGUUUAUCGCCCGUGGCGUGCACUAGCUUGAAGCUAGAAUGUCGACUAUCGUUGUCUGCUUCUAGGAUAGGUGCCAUGGGUUGAUGGAUGUGAAGAGGUUCUUGCGCCGCUGCAACGAGACUGGGUUGGGUCGGUGGAGCUCCUCGCCAUCUCCUUGUGCGAGCUCUGAUUACAUGCGAGGAGGUGAGACGAGAUCUGAUCGAAUCUAGUGGAAAAUUGUCAGGGAUGUGAAUGUUGUUUGGCUCUUUCGGGUUGUGAUUCCGCUGGUCAUGCCAAUGCACCCUAAUCGCCCUUUUGGAAAGCCUCAUCUGCAGUAUUCCUCACAAAAGAGACGAAAUAGCUCCGCCAUGGGUGCCAUGAAAUUUACAGCCGCUCGUUGUGUACGAGUUACGUUGAACCAGUUAAUUAUUGUGCUUAGCUUGCAAUUUUCAAGCAGCCAGGCGCAGGCAAAGUCGGUGAGGGUAGGAGGGGAACAAGGCUGGACAAGUAUUGACUCCGCAACAGGACUUGUUCGUGAUUAUGCCGAUUGGGCUGCUUCUCAAGUUCUGUUCGUUCAAGACUCACUUGAAUUCCAUUUCACUCCUGGGGCUUGCAGUUUGUUCCGAUUUCAGUCGCAGGUAGCCCUCGAUGGGUGCGAUUUUACGAACGGCGUGUUUUUGUUUGAUCUUAAUUCCACCAGCCCUGUCAAGGUUACUUUGACAGAAUCAGUCGUACAUUAUUUAGGAUGUGGAAGAAAAACGGCCAGCGGAGUUUCACAUUGCCAAUUAGGUCAAAGUUUUGCAGUGGUUGUUCACAGCUCCAGGGCUCGAAGACAACUUGCAGAUUUGAGUCCUGGCCCGGGUCCUGAUGAGGCAUCGACCAAAAGUAGCAGUAACAACACUACAACAAUAGCAGCCGUCAUCUGUGUUUUGCUAAUUGUAAUUGGAGGAAUCCUUGUAUGCUACUGCAUGCGAAAUCGAAGAAUAGUGCAGAACACAACUCUUAGGAAGCGGGUGUCCAAUACGGAUCUCCAGGAAGUUAUAUCUAAUAUCACUCAUGGGAAUGCAGCAGUUACUGUCUUCUCCUUGAAAGAGCUUGAAAAAGCAACUGAAAAUUUUGGAGAGCACCUUGUUCUUGGCCUCGGCGGCUUUGGCACGGUGUAUAAGGGCACAUUGAGAAACGGCAUGGUUCAUGUUGCCAUCAAAGUGUCCAACUCUGCCAGUAAAAGCGGCAAGAAACAGCUCAUGAAUGAGAUUUCUAUUUUGUCGCAGACCAGUCACCCUAAUCUGGUGAAACUAUUCGGGUGCUGUGUUGAGACGGAGGUCCCGAUUCUUGUGUAUGAGUACAUCCCAAACGGAAAUCUAUUCGAGCACUUGCAUAGACUGAGGUUUGGAGUGAACCUCAACUGGGCCAAGCGUUUGCAAAUUGCAUCUGAGACUGCUGACGCACUUGCCUAUCUCCACUUUGCUGCACAGCCUCCUAUUUAUCACCGUGAUGUGAAGUCAGCUAACAUAUUGCUAAGCAACACCUUUUCUGUCAAGGUUGCAGACUUUGGCAUAUCUCGUUUGACGAGCCCUGAGAAAACGCAUGUCUCCACAGCCGUUCAGGGCACCCCAGGUUAUCUCGACCCCGAGUACUUCCACAGCUAUCACCUAACGGACAAAAGCGACGUCUACAGCUUCGGUGUGGUCUUAAUGGAGCUUAUCACGUCCCAGAAACCCCUGGACUACCAUAGAGGAGACGAACACAGCUUGGCAGCAUAUGCUAUACCUAUCAUCAAGGAAGGAAACAUAGACAUGAUCAUAGAUCCUCAGCUUAAGGAGCCGAGGGAUGAGUAUGAGAAGUCAUUGCCGAUAAUACAGUGCGUGGCCGAGGUAGCUAUGGAUUGUUUAGCAGAGAAGAGGAAGGAUCGUCCUACCAUGAGGAUGGUUGCCGACGACCUUCAAAGCAUCAAGAGCUUUGCUCGGCGAAAUGUCUCUGGACGGAACGUGUGAACCGCGCAACUCAAUGACAAUCUGAGUUUUUCUGCCAGCAUUUAAUCAAUGCUCUACUCUUCUCUCACAAGAACUACAUAUACCGGCGGGUCACUUGAAUGGGUUUUGCGACUCGCCACGUGAAAUAGAAGCAUGACGUGAUCAUCAAUUGCAUGCCCAGAUUAUGGCACGAAGAUUACAAUGUAGAGCAUAUUUUGUACUUUUAACGAGUUUGUAGUUAUAAACAAGUGCACAUGGAUAGUGAGUAAGAGUCAUCUGACCACGAACGUCCCCUGCUGCAUGAGUUCAGCGAGCUUUGGCUAUCUGCAUUGAAGCUUGCCUAAGAAUUCGUUGCAGCAGGUCAUUCAAAGUUCUUAAACUCCACUUGUCCAUCUCUAGGAGUUAUCAUCCUCAUAGGUGAGUUGAGUCACAUUUGUUCUCUUCGAUUGAGCGAUUCUCUUGCCAAGAUGCUGACGCAUUUUCCAUCUUUUUGACAAAUGAUGAAGGAAUUCUUAUCAA
Messenger RNA from Physcomitrium patens, 3232 nucleotides. The record is from RefSeq and is a predicted model, not a curated record. Lineage: Eukaryota; Viridiplantae; Streptophyta; Bryopsida; Funariales; Funariaceae.